AUGUUCAAUAGAUUCGGAACAGUUGUCGAUGUCUACAUAGCAAAAAAACUGAACCGUCUCAGAAGAAAAUUUGGAUUCGUCCGAUUUAUACGGGUAUAUGACUGUGCUGCAUUCGAAAAACGUCUCAACGAGAUAUUCAUUGGAGCUCAGAAGCUGGAAGCAAAUGUCGCAAGAUACCAAAGGACUGACAACUUGAACCACGUCAAAAAUCACCAUCCCAUUAGCAGAAAACAACCAGACCGAGAUCCAGAGCCAACAAGGCACAUAAGAAGACAAGGUAGAUCGUUUGCUGAGGUGGUCAAGGGCGCAAAAACAAACGAGGACGUCGAAUCUGGGGAGACAAGCAAAACAGUGGAUGCAUCGGCCCCUAUGAGAAAAGAAAUAAAGAUGUUGUCCAACUCGGAGUCAAGAGUUGCCAUGCAGAAUACCUUGGUGGGGAAAGUUGAAAACUUCCAAGACCUAAUGAAUGUGAAAGCUUUCCAGGAGGUAGAAGGAUGCCCAUCAAUAAAUCUGCGAUACUUGGGGGGUCUAAAGAUGUUGCUUGAAUUCGGGAAUGAAGCGGAAAAAGAAGAGUUUUUGAAUAACGGGAAGGAGAUAUGGAAACCAUGGUUUAAAGAGGUCUGCAACUGGGACGCAGAAGAAAAUUUCAAUGAAAGAAUUGCAUCAAUAAUCAUUCAGGGGGUUCCUCAACAUGCAUGGUGUGAGGAAGCUUUCAGCAUUAUUGCUAAAACAUGGGGGGAGGUGGUAAUACCGGAAGAAUGUAAUAUAGACUCCCCAAAUCUGGCGUUUGGCAGAGUUGGCAUCCUCACAUCGCAUCCUGGAAUCAUCAGCACAGCCAUCAAAAUAUCAGUGGACGGAAGAAAUUAUACAAUUAAUAUUAUGGAGGAUAUUUUCGAAUCCCUGAAACUUAGUCCAGUUCUUGCGGUGAACGAUUUCUAUCAAAGGAUGUCCUGGUGGGAUGAAGACAGUAAAAGUGAAAACGGCAGCAUUAACAGUGAAGCUUCGAUCCAAUCCGAUGCAAGUCUCCAGUCCCCGCAAGUAUCACCGGCAAAAUCUCAGCAAGCAACGGAUGUUCCUCCGUCAUCGUCUGGGAAUGGGCGGAAUCAGAAUCAUAAUGGAGAAGUGGAAAAGUCGCGCAGCUUGCCGGCUGAUGAAAUCCCUAAAACCCGUAACCCGAUGGAAGAAAAUAAUGAAGAGGUAUCACCAUUCUACCCGGAUGUCGGUCAAGUAUCACCCGGAUCCGGUCCAACGAAUAUCCGACAUAACGGUCAGGCCCAAUCCCCUCCCUCCUAUAAUAUCUACCAGCCCACUUUCCCAUUGGACCUAAAUAGAGCCCCAUCUAAUUCAAUUCCAUCUGGAUCCAUCGAACUAAGCCAUGGUCGCAACCAGUCAAGAUUAACUCCCUCCCCAGAUAGAAAUUCCAAGGAAAUCCGCUCUCCCAACAAUGCGCAAUCAGUUCACGACUCCCCCCAGCAACCUGAAAGCUCACAGAAUCAGUCGGCCGAUUCGAAUGCCACCUCAAUGGAAGUGCUCAAGACCAUCAAUGUCGGAGAAUCAGUUGGUUUUCAUGUAAGUAACCACUCUGACCAGCUUAGACAGUUGAUUAAAACACGUGGAGUAACUAUCAUUGAUCAAUGA
Molecule: messenger RNA, 1638 nt
Organism: Lactuca saligna
Lineage: Eukaryota; Viridiplantae; Streptophyta; Magnoliopsida; Asterales; Asteraceae
Source: the annotation of a GenBank genome assembly